CCUCAAAUCUGAAGGUUCCUUUGCUACACUACAGAUAUCGAUCGAAGAAAACUAGUCCAUAGGUAGAUAAAUAUUGUAUCGUUGAAUCUCUCAAGGUCGUUUCCUUUGCUUUGCUAGCUAGCUGCAGAAGAAAGGAAAAGCUAUAGCUAUUAGAGAGAGAGGAGGGAUCAGAAGAAGCUGCUAGCUGCUAGCUCGCUGCCGGCCGGCCGGCCGGAGAAGUACCUCUAAUAUAUAUAAGUCCGUCGAUCGUGUCAGCCAUCGCCGGCGCCGGCGUUGAUCAGGACCAUCACCAUGCAUCCACCAUACUGAAAUCUCUGUGGAAUAAUCCUAUAUAUCGCCCAAGGUGGCCAAAGAUUGCUGAGAUAGAGAGCCACUGAGUCAGAUCCGACAAAAGCAAAAGUAAUGAACCUUUAAUGUUCACCGCCGGCGUCGGCAACAAGGCAUCCGCCAUCUGGAGGUGUUCAAGGCCAUCGGCUGAGAGUAGCAAGGAGGGCAACAGCUUCGUUCUUGACUUAAUUAGGUCAUUUUUUUGCAAACACGCAAAAGACUUAUGCAUUGAUAUAAUAUUAGAAGGAAGCAAAUAGUUACACGCGCAAAAGGCUUUGCUUCAACUGGUACAGAGACAGGGUGGUCAACAUUGAGGGAUCUGUAAUGUUGGUAUACGACACAGCUUGCAGAAAAUAAGAUUAUGAUUGGAAAUAUCACACGAUGCUAUGAUAAGUUGAAGUUCAAAGUAGACAUCAAUCAGAAUAUUAAGGUUUUCACAGAAGAUGAGAUUAAACGGAUUACUAGCAACUUCAGCAUUCCGAUCGGACAAGGCGGCUUUGGAGAAGUGUAUAAAGGGACUCUUGAUGAUGACUAUGAUCUUGUUGCGGUGAAGAGAUAUAUUAGCAAAGAUUUAAGGAAAGAGUUUAUGGAAGAAGUAAGCAUCCAUAGUCAAAUGAGUCACAGAAAUGUGGUGGAGCUCAUAGGCUAUUGCAUUGGAGAAAGUACUCUAAUGAUUGUUACUAAGUAUAUCUCCAAAGGAAACCUUGAUGACAUACUCCACAACAGUGACAUUUCCAUCCCUUUGGAUGUAAGGCUGGGUAUUGCUAUAGGAUGUGCGGACGCAUUGAGCUACAUGCAUUCGAUGCAUUUAUCGAAUGGCAGUCUUAUUUGUCAUGGUGAUAUUAAGCCUGCCAACAUACUUCUAGAUAGCAAUCUGACAUCGAAAUUGUCAGACUUUGGAGUGUCAAGGCUUCUUUCAGGUGGUGUCACUCAGUACACUGUACAUAUAAAAGGAAGCGUAUCUUACAUGGAUCCUAUAUACUUUCAUGAGGGUUGUCUUACUCCGAGGAGUGAUGUUUAUAGUUUCGGAAUGGUUCUCUUGGAACUAAUAGCUCGAAAAAGGGUAAGAAAAGGUGACAUUAACCUCAUUGGAGGUGGAGAAAUAUUUGAUGCUGAGAUAGCAAACCGGAGCAAUAUGAAGAUUCUAAAAGAAAUGAGGAAAUUGGCAAUUGAAUGCCUAACACUGGACAUUCAUAAACGUCCUCAAAUGAAUGUUGUGGCAAAACGCCUUCGUACACUUAAAAAAGAAUUAAAAGACAUGCAUGGAAGAUACUCAGAACACAUUUUGGCAUCACACCGCUCAUGGCGAAAAAAUGACAACCAGGGGCCGAGCUAUAAUUCUAGGAUGCAACUGAAGAAGAGUUUGAGCAUUUUCAAGAGAAAUCUUAGCAAUUCUUCUAAGAUCCUAUUGGGACUCGGCAAUAUGAGAAUUUUCACACAGGAGGAGCUAAAUGAAAUCACACAGAAUUACUCGUGUCUACUCAGUGGAGGUACUUCGGGUAAGGUUUACAAAGGAACGCUUGAGGACAAUACGGUGGUAGCGGUGAGGAUAUUUUCCGAGGCACUUGAGGGUUUCGAAGAGGCGUUUAUCAACGGAGGGAUGAUCCUAUCUCAAAUUGUCCACAAGAACAUCAUCAGACUCUUGGGUUACUGCUUGAAUGCUGAUUGUCCCGCAUUUGUGUACGAGUAUGCUGCUAGAGGAACCCUCUCUGACAUUCUAGAUGGCCGUGAAGAUUUCCCACUGCAUUUACGCGUGAAGAUCGCAGUUGAGACAGCAGAAGCAUUAGAGUACCUCCAUUCCUCAGCAGCUGGUAUGAUCAGACAUGGCUAUGUUGCACCAUCCAAGACACUUGUUGAUGACAGUUUCACGCCAAAGCUGACGGGAUUCUCAUGGGCGCAGAGGCUCAACAAUGAUGACAGCGCAAUUCAUGAUCAUGAUAAGUACUGUGUGUCACUAAAACUGAAAACCGAUGUGUAUCAGUUUGGUGUUCUUGUCUUGACGCUCAUUAGUAGGAAGAACUUUGCGUUUUAUGCGGAUCACGAACACCUUGUCUCGCAAUUCCUUGCAGCUUACAAGGCAGAUAACAGUGGAAGGGCAUUUUUCGACGAUGAUAUCACAACUCGUAGCGAAGAUGUUGCUCUCCUCGAAGAGAUAGGGAAGCUAUUGCUCAAGUGUAUUUGUUUGGAAAUAGAUCAAAGACCAACAAUGAAACAAGUGGCACAACACCUUCGGAUCAUUCGGAGAUGUUGGAAGAAUAAUUGCACAGCCGAUGGAGCUUCACUGGUAACUAAUUAAAUCUCAUAUAUAUCACUAGAGCUGAUCAAGGAACUGAACUUGACAGUACACUUGGUUCACUCUAAGUGAUCGUGUACAAGCAUUGUGUGUGAAUUGUAAUAUAUUAUUUGUUACCAGAACAUCUUGCAGUAUAUGCUGCCAUUCGGAUGAUGUUAUCUGAACUUGCAUGCAAUCUGCUUCUUAUGCGGUCGAUCCCAUGAUGUUUAUCUGAACUUGGUUCUACUAGUGGAUAUAGAAAAUUCAUGUUCAAUGUUGGUAGUGGUGUUUCCCUUAA
Oryza sativa Japonica Group (Japanese rice) is the source of this 2897-nucleotide messenger RNA. The record is from RefSeq and is a predicted model, not a curated record. Lineage: Eukaryota; Viridiplantae; Streptophyta; Magnoliopsida; Poales; Poaceae.